This is a messenger RNA of Striga hermonthica, 1386 nucleotides long. Lineage: Eukaryota; Viridiplantae; Streptophyta; Magnoliopsida; Lamiales; Orobanchaceae. The record is from the annotation of a GenBank genome assembly.
AUGGCGACGGCGGCGGUGGAAACUCGGAAGCCUGAUGACUCGAAGCAGAUUCACCAGCAAGCCGCCGGGUCUGGCGGCGGCGAAGGGCUCCGGCAGUAUUAUCAGCAGCGCAUACAGGAUAUGCAGCUAGUAGUCCGUCAGGAGAUUCACGAUCAGCAGCGAUUAGAAGCUCAACGCAAUGACUUAAAUGCCGGAGUUGACAUUGAUAAGAGCAUAGACAUCACAAAGAUUACGCCUUCAACAAGGGUUGCUUUACGUAAUCAUAGCUAUGUGCUCCACUUGAUCCUACCUAGUAAAGUUGAUCCGCUGGUGAAUCUUAUGAAAGUAGAAAAAGUUCCGGAUUCCACUUAUGACAUGAUUGGUGGUCUAGACCAGCAAAUUAAAGAGAUAAAAGAGGUGAUUGAACUUCCAAUCAAACAUCCUGAAUUGUUCGAGAGUCUUGGUAUUGCGCAACCUAAGGGAGUGUUGCUGUAUGGUCCUCCUGGCACGGGUAAGACUCUGCUUGCAAGGGCGGUGGCCCACCACACUGACUGCACAUUUAUCCGAGUAUCGGGCUCUGAAUUAGUUCAGAAGUACAUUGGAGAAGGCUCUCGGAUGGUGAGAGAACUUUUUGUGAUGGCCAGAGAACAUGCCCCGUCUAUCAUCUUCAUGGAUGAAAUUGAUAGCAUUGGAUCUGCUCGUAUGGAAUCUGGGAGUGGAAAUGGAGACAGUGAAGUUCAGAGAACUAUGCUGGAACUUCUCAACCAACUGGAUGGAUUUGAGGCAUCUAAUAAGAUAAAAGUAUUGAUGGCUACCAAUAGAAUUGACAUUCUGGACCAAGCUCUUCUAAGGCCUGGAAGAAUUGAUCGGAAAAUCGAGUUCCCAAAUCCUAAUGAAGAUUCUCGGUUUGACAUAUUGAAGAUCCACUCGAGGAAAAUGAAUUUAAUGAGAGGGAUUGAUCUCAAGAAGAUUGCUGAGAAGAUGAGUGGUGCAUCUGGUGCUGAAUUGAAGGCUGUUUGCACUGAAGCAGGCAUGUUUGCUCUGAGAGAGAGGAGGGUCCACGUAACUCAGGAGGACUUUGAGAUGGCCGUAGCGAAGGGAAAGUGGGCUCAAUUCUCGAAGGUGGACACCGGCGGCAGAGGCGAGAGUUUAGCUCGAUUCUCGGAGGCGGAGGUCGAGCGGGGCUCGACCGGAUCAACGGUCGAACAAGGGCAUGGGGUCGAGUGGGGCUUGACCGGCUCUACGGGCAAACAGAGGUCCAGGCUCGACCACAUGAAGAUAGCAAGGGGAAGUAGAAUAUCGACCCAUAUGCUUGAGUACCGACCAAGCUGCAUUGGUACAAUAGAUAUCCGAGGAUUUAGGACCCGAGAAGGGAAUCCGUACAAUACGACACUAUAUGUACGUUGA